Molecule: messenger RNA, 3244 nt
Organism: Mercurialis annua (annual mercury)
Lineage: Eukaryota; Viridiplantae; Streptophyta; Magnoliopsida; Malpighiales; Euphorbiaceae
Product: leucine-rich repeat receptor-like protein kinase TDR
Exons: 2
Coding region: 17-3034 (1005 amino acids)
Biological process (GO): protein phosphorylation
Molecular function (GO): ATP binding; protein binding; protein kinase activity
Source: RefSeq, a predicted model, not a curated record
AUCAAACUCUUCUUUUAUGCAAUGUAUUGUAUCUUUCUCUAGUCCCCAUGCACCUCUCAUCCCACAAAAUCACACUAAGCUUGAAGACUCAAUUUCUAAACUGACACUUUUGUUUUGUUUUCUUUUACUCCUUUUCUAUCUGGGUCUGCUACUGCUAUUUCCAAUGGAGAUUUCCCAUUCCCUCUACUUCAACAUUUUCUUCAUCUUCAUAUUUACCACUCAAGCUACUGAUCCAUAUUCUAAUGCCCUUUUGAGCUUCAAAUCUCACAUUAUUAAUGGACACAACACUUUGUCUGACUGGUUACUGCCUUCUGUUGAUAACCCAUCCAUGAAAAUCCAUGCUUGUUCUUGGUCUGGUGUCAAAUGCAACAAAAAUUCCACCGUUGUUAUUGCUCUUGAUCUUUCUUUCAAGAGACUUGCUGGGGUUUUACCUGGAAAGCAUUUCAGUGUCUUCAGUGCUCAGCUUGUUGAUCUCAAUCUCAGUUUCAAUUCAUUUUCUGGGCAGCUCCCUCUUGAAAUCUUUGACCUAAUUAAUCUCAGAAGCUUAGAUUUGAGCAGGAAUAACUUUUCUGGGAAGUUCCCCGCUGGGAUUUCAAAGCUUGAAAACCUAGUUGUUCUUGAUGCUUUCAGUAACAGCUUUUCUGGGUCAUUGCCAGUUGGAAUUUCUCAGCUUCAGUAUCUCAAGAUUCUCAAUCUUGCUGGAAGUUACUUUGAUGGGCCAAUUCCGCCUGAAUUUGGUUCUUUUCAGAGUCUUGAGUUUAUUCAUCUAGCAGGCAAUCUACUAAAUGGAAAAAUUCCCACAGAAUUAGGCAGACUUCAGACUGUAACCCAUAUGGAGAUUGGCUAUAAUUCAUAUCAGAGCAGUAUUCCAUGGCAACUGGGUAAUAUGAGUGAGCUUCGAUAUCUUGAUAUAGCUGGAGCCACUCUUUCAGGCUCAAUUCCAAAGGAAAUUUCAAAUCUCACCAAGCUUCACUCACUGUUUCUCUUCAGGAAUCAUCUUACUGGUUUGAUUCCAUGGGAGUUGGGCAAAAUAGAGCCACUUACAAGCUUAGAUCUUUCUGAUAAUCAUCUUUCUGGUCCAAUUCCUGAAAGUUUUUCAGAGUUGAAGAGUCUUAAGCUGUUAAGUCUCAUGUAUAAUGAAAUGAAUGGUACUGUUCCUCAAGCCAUUGCUCUGCUUCCUUCACUCGAUACUUUACUGAUAUGGAAUAAUUUCUUUUCUGGGUCACUUCCUGAGGAUUUAGGAAGGAAUUCAAAGCUUAAAUGGGUGGAUGUUUCCACCAAUAAUUUCGUUGGUCGGAUUCCACCGGAUAUUUGUGCAGGUGGUGUUUUGUUCAAGUUGAUCCUGUUUUCAAAUAAUUUUUCAGGCAGUCUUUCGCCGUCCAUUUCGAACUGUUCUUCGCUUGUUCGUAUUCGAAUUGAAGAUAAUUCUUUCUCUGGUGAGAUUCCUCUGAAAUUCCGUAAUUUACCUGAUAUUGCAUAUGUAGAUCUUUCCAGGAACCAGUUUACUGGUGGAAUUCCUGCCGAUAUUUUUCAAGCUUCGCAGCUUGAGUAUUUCAAUAUCUCCAAUAAUCCAGACCUUGGAGGUGUGAUCCCAGCACAAACAUGGUCUCUGCCGCAUCUUCAGAAUUUUUCAGCUUCAGCAUGUAAUAUCUCAGGCGAUGUUCCUAUCUUUUACUCCUGCAAAUCUGUUUCUGUUAUUGAGUUAGACAUGAACAAUGUAGCUGGUAAUCUUCCAAAGAGUAUUUCUAAUUGUCAGGUUCUUGAGAGUGUUGAUUUAGCUAAUAAUAAGUUUACUGGAAAUAUACCUGAAGAGCUUGCUAGUCUUCCAGCUUUAAGUUUUGUAGACUUGUCGCAUAAUAAUUUCACUGGUCGCAUUCCAGCAAAGUUUGGCGACUCUUCAAGCUUAGUAGUUUUAAAUAUAUCGUUUAACAAUAUGUCUGGUUCGAUCCCCUCCAAUAAGUUGUUUAGAUCAAUGAGUAGAAGUGCAUUUUCGGGGAAUCAAAACCUUUGCGGAGCACCGUUGCAGCCAUGUCAUGCUUCGAUGGCGAUAUUUGGCAGCAGUGGCACCAGGAAGCUUGCUUGGGUUGUUCUGCUAAGCGCAGGGGUAGUGUUGUUCGUAGUAGCGUCAGCUUGGGGUAUUGUCUUUAUUCGAAGAGGAAGUAAAGGGCGAUGGAAAAUGGUGUCGUUCAAUGGACUCCCGAGAUUCAAAGCAAAUGAUGUUUUGAGAAGCUUUAGCUCAACAGAUUCAAUGGAAGAAAUUCCGUCGAUAUCUGCUACAGUUUGCAAAGCAGUUCUACCUACAGGAAUAACAGUUUCGGUUAAAAAGAUCGAAUUCGAAGCAAAGGGGAUGAAGAUGGUGACCGAAUUUGUAAUGCGAAUGGGCAAUGCAAGGCACAAAAACUUGAUCAGAUUAUUGGGAUUUUGCCACAAUAAGCAACUAGCUUAUCUCUUGUAUGACUACUUGCCUAAUGGAAAUUUGGCUGAGAAAAUUAAUCUGAAGAGGGAUUGGCCAGCCAAAUACAAACUUAUAAUUGGCAUUGCAAGGGGACUUUCCUUCAUUCACCAUGAAUGUUAUCCGGCAAUUCCACAUGGAGAUCUGAGGUCAAGUAACAUAGUUUUUGAUGAAAAUAUGGAGCCCCAUUUGGCUGAUUUUGGGAUUAAGUUCCUCGAAGAAAUGAUCAGAGACUCGUCUUCGCCAACAAUUUCCAUGAAAGAAACAGGUGAAAUAUUCAACAGCAGGAUAAAAGACAACCUCUAUGCAGACAUAUACGGCUUUGGAGAGGUCAUUCUUGAAAUCCUGACCAACGGAAGAUUGGCAAAUGCAGGACGAAGCAUACAGAGCAAGCCGAAAGAAGUUCUCCUAAGAGAAGUUUAUAAUCAGAGUGAAGCCGGUUCGUCUUCUGAAUCAAUACAAGAAGAGAUAAAACUGGUUGUUGAAGUUGCUUUGAUCUGCACAAGAAGUAGGGCAGCUGAUCGGCCAUCCAUGGAAGAUGCCUUAAAGCUUUUAUCAGGGUUCAAGUCACAGAGAAAAUAACAGAUGAUCAGAAUCAGAUCGUCAAACCCGAAUGAUUAUACUGCUCAUUUUUAUUUUAAAUGAUAAUUAUAGAUAUAACAAAUAGCUAGCUGAUAUGUAAGUGUGUUUGGAGUCUUCUCAGUAGCAAGUACCAGAAAUUUUCCGCUGUAAAAUAUGAAAGUCCGUGUGUUGUUUUUUCAUAAAGAUUUAAUCAUAAUACACAAUUAGCUA